UAGUCGCAGGCGCCCCGACGCGCGCUGCAGGUGGCAAGUUGGAGGCGCUGCCGCCACCGCUGCAAGAGAAGCCCGGGUCUGGCAACCUCUUGCAGCCACCGUGAGCCCUUUCCCGCCGCUGAGUCCGAGCUCAAACCCGGAAAAAGCCGAAGGGAACAGCCGCUGUGCAGGGACUAGGAGCAGCGCUCCGGCUGCGUGCCCUUGCGCUACUUUGUUUUCUCCGAGGAAGAUUGUGCCUGGGGGCUGGGAACAGGUUCGAAAAGGAAUCUAGAGCAAGGCUUCUGCUAUCCAGAACAAUCAACCAUGACCACCGAAUCAGGAUCAGACUCAGAAUCCAAGCCAGACCAGGAGGCUGAGCCCCAGGAGGCAGCAGGGCCUCAGGGGCAAGCAGGGGCACAGCCUGGACCAGAGCCUGCAGGUGGAAACGGAGGCGGCAACGGCGGCGGCGAGAAGCAGCAGCCCGCCCUAGAGCAGUUCCCUGAAGCCGCUGCACACAGCACCCCGGUGAAGAGGGAGAUCGGUGACAAAGACCGGGACUUUGCUGCUGCAGCUGCGAAACAGCUUGAAUAUCAGCAGUUUGAGGACGAUAAGCUCUCUCAGAGAUCAUCCAGCAGCAAACUCUCACGGUCCCCGCUGAAGAUCGUGAAAAGGCCUAAAAGCAUGCAGUGCAAAGUGACGCUUCUGGAUGGGUCAGAGUACGGCUGCGAUGUGGACAAGCGCUCCCGAGGACAAGUGCUCUUUGACAAAGUAUGCGAACAUCUGAACCUGCUAGAAAAAGACUACUUUGGCCUCACGUAUCGAGACGCAGAGAAUCAGAAGAACUGGUUGGACCCUGCUAAGGAAAUUAAAAAGCAGAUUCGGAGUGGUGCUUGGCAUUUUUCAUUUAAUGUGAAGUUUUACCCACCAGACCCUGCCCAGCUAUCAGAAGAUAUCACCAGGUACUACCUCUGCUUGCAGCUGCGAGAUGAUAUUGUGUCUGGACGGCUACCCUGUUCCUUCGUGACUCUUGCGCUGCUGGGCUCCUACACGGUGCAGUCAGAGCUCGGCGACUACGAUCCUGAUGAAUGUGGGAAUGACUACAUCAGUGAGUUCCGCUUUGCGCCAAACCACACGAAAGAACUGGAGGAUAAAGUGAUCGAGCUGCACAAGAGCCACAGAGGAAUGACGCCAGCUGAAGCCGAGAUGCAUUUCCUCGAAAAUGCCAAAAAGCUCUCCAUGUACGGGGUGGACCUACACCACGCCAAGGACUCAGAAGGAGUAGAGAUUAUGUUAGGAGUCUGUGCCAGUGGUCUGCUGAUAUAUCGUGACCGGCUCCGAAUAAACAGAUUUGCUUGGCCGAAGGUCUUAAAAAUUUCUUAUAAACGGAACAACUUUUACAUUAAAAUCCGGCCAGGAGAGUUUGAGCAAUUUGAAAGCACCAUUGGGUUCAAGUUACCAAACCAUAGGGCUGCCAAGCGCCUCUGGAAAGUGUGUGUGGAGCAUCAUACAUUUUUCAGAUUAUUGCUACCAGAAGCACCUCCAAAGAAAUUCUUGACCUUGGGCUCCAAGUUCCGCUACAGUGGCAGAACCCAGGCGCAAACAAGAAGAGCCAGUGCGUUGAUAGACCGUCCGGCCCCUUACUUUGAACGCUCGUCCAGCAAACGAUACACCAUGUCUCGCAGCUUGGAUGGAGCGUCAGUGAGUGAAAACCAUGAAAUAUACAUGAAGGAUUCUGUGUCUGCUGCAGAGGUUGGUACAGGCCAGUACGCCACAACAAAGGGCAUCUCUCAGACCAACUUGAUCACCACUGUGACUCCAGAGAAAAAGGCUGAAGAGGAGCGUGUGGAGGAAGAAGACAGAAGGAAGAAGGCUGAGGAAGCCACACCCGUCACAGCCCUCCGGCACGAGGGAAAGUCACCACCCGGGCAUGGCGCUGCUGACUCAUGUCCCCCGUCACCCCCAUCAGCCCAUCCUGACCCUCCCCCUCCCACAGAGCUCCGCAAGAGGUGUAAGGAGAAGGAAAGGGCUGAGCCAUCCUCCUUGGAGUCUGAGGCCCAGGGCAAGGCCUACUUAGGGGACCAAGAUGUGGCAUUCAGUUACAGGCAGCCAACUGGCAAAGGGACCACGCUCUUUUCCUUCUCCUUGCAGCUCCCCGAGUCGUUCCCCUCGCUCCUGGAUGAGGAUGGGUACCUCUCUUUCCCCAACCUGUCUGAAACCAACCUCCUGCCCCAGAGCUGGCAGCACUUCCUGCCCAUCCGCUCGCCCUCCCUCCUCCCCUGCUUCCUCUUCAUCUUCUUCUUCCUGCUGUCUGCCUCCUUCUCAGUACCAUACGCCCUCACUCUCUCCUUCCCUCUGGCGCUGUGCCUCUGCUACCUGGAGCCCAAGGCGGCCUCCUUGAGUGCCUCCCUAGACAAUGACCCGAGUGACAGUUCAGAGGAAGAGACUGACAGUGAACGGACAGACACUGCGGCUGAUGGGGAGACCAGUGCCACGGAGUCGGACCAGGAGGAAGACGCAGAGAUCAAGGCACAGAAUAGUGUGAUUAAGCGAAUAAAGGGUGAAAAUGUGUAUGUCAAACAUAGUAAUCUUAUGUUAGAGGAUCUAGAUAAAACUCAAGAUGAGCUGAUGAAGCACCAAACCAAUAUUAGUGAGCUGAAAAGAACCUUCUUAGAAACCUCUACAGAAACUGCCUUAACAAACGAGUGGGAAAAGAGGCUCUCUACAUCUCCCGUGCGGCUGGCUGCCAGGCAGGAGGAUGCGCCCAUGAUUGAGCCGCUGGUACCCGAGGAGACCAAAGAAGAGAGAGAGAUUUCUGAGAAAGUUGUAUUUUUACAGCAAGGAAGCUCGCCAUUCCUUGAGUCUCAGACUAAACAGUCUUCUGGGGAGAAGCUGAUGGAUGGCUCGGAGAUCCUCAGUCUGUUAGAGUCUGCGCGGAAACCCACAGAGUUCAUAGGAGGGGUUUCGUCUACUACCCAGAGCUGGGUGCAGAAACUGGAAACAAAGACUGAGCCCGUUGAAGCAGAGGUGGAAUCCACCCCACACCCUCAGCCCCUCAGCACGGAGAAAGUGUUGCAGGAAACGGUACUGGUAGAGGAGAGGCACGUGAUGAGUGUGCACGCCAGCGGGGAUGCCUCGCACACAGCCCGGGAUGAAGUUGAUGCUGCAGAAUCCACACCCACAGAUCGCCGCCACAGUGGGAAAGGGAAGGAGGGCUCUUCUGUGACGGAAGCAGCCAAGGAACAGAGAGGCGAGGAGGUUGACCAGUCUGCCCCGGAGCAGGAACAGCCAGCCACUGUCUCCCAUGAGGAGGAGCAGGUGUUGCCCGUCCGCGCUUCUGAGGGUUUGGAACAAAAAUCUCAUUUUGAGUCAUCCACCGUGAGGGUAGAAAGCACGAGUGUGGGCAGUGUUUCUCCAGGAGGAGCAAAGCUAGAGAUCUCUACCAAGGAGGUGCCCGUGGUCCACACGGAAACGAAAACCAUCACGUACGAGUCAUCUCAGGUCGAUCCUGGGGCAGAUCUGGAGCCAGGUGUGCUAAUGAGCGCCCAGACGAUCACGUCUGAAACCACUAGUACUACCACCACCACACACAUCACCAAAACUGUGAAAGGAGGCAUUUCGGAGACGAGGAUUGAGAAGCGAAUAGUCAUCACAGGGGAUGCUGACAUUGACCAUGACCAGGCGCUGGCUCAGGCAAUUAAAGAGGCCAAAGAGCAGCACCCAGACAUGUCAGUGACCAAAGUAGUAGUCCAUAAAGAGACAGAAAUCACACCAGAGGACGGAGAGGAUUGACCACAGGAAUAACUCAGCCUGCACAUGAACCCAGUCAUGUGAACCGUUAGGAAAACCGGAGCCUACAUGGAAUUCCCUCUUCUAACCCAACUGACUUCUAUCCGUCCGUGGAAAAUUCUGACCCGGGAGAGCUGACCUUGACCAUUCGAUCAUUCUUUACCCUGGCAGAGAGAUCUUCCGCAAUCCAAGCAAUCCAAAUCAGCAUCACUAAACCGAUACUGCAUGAAGCAACGAUUAAAAAAGAAAAAUCACAAAAACAGUAAAACUUUUAAUUUUCACCAAAAAUGUCUCCUUUUUCAACUCUCCCUGCACGUUCAUAACCAACAAUGUAAACUGUGAUCUCACGUAACCCAUCGACAGCUCAUGCCUUUCAUAGUUUAUUAUUAAAGUCUCAACUGAACUACAGUUUCAUAGGUGACAAAUUCUCUGUUUACAGUAAAUGGUAAUCACCCUACAAUGCUAUCAGCCGUCUAGGUCCGGUGUGUCAGAUUUACCCCAGAUUAGAUGUGCCAAUAACGAACCUUAUCCAGUAAACCACUUGAAUCUUGUCCUUGUCUAAUCUGGUUUUAUUAUCCUCAACCACAAGCAGUAACGACUCUCUGACCCUCUAGAACUAUUUAAUGCUUACAAUCUUGCUUUAUGUCUCUCCUUUGUUAUAACGUAGCACUGGUUUUAGCACAUACUGAUGUAAUUUCUUCCUCCUCACUUGCUCUGGUCUCCAUUCAAAUCCAGAAAGAUUCCCGGAAUUACCUAAGCCAACCCUCAAUAUGUAAAUGAAUCAUUGUUUGGGGAAAAACAUGUAUUUUUUGGUUAGUUAACAAUAUUAUGAAAAUUCACUCCAGGGAAUUUUCUACCUACUUUUGCUUUCUGGUUUUUUUUUUCCUUUUUCCUUGUAUUCUUUUCAUUGAUUUUUUUUCUUCAUUUACUUGAACAAAAUAAGGUGUUUUAUUUACAAAUCUGGUCCAUAUUUACAAUCUAGUUCAGAGCCAAGCCUUAAAUUGUACAGAAUUUCCACUGUAAUUAAAAUAUCUAGUGUUUAGUUAUAAAUAGCCUCCAGAAAGAUAUAUUCUCCACUACACUGUCAACUGCAUCACAGCCCGUCGUGAAUGAUGUCACCGCAUCUCGAAAUAAAAAUGGCAAAUGCAUUGAAAAGC
Molecule: messenger RNA, 4922 nt
Organism: Mus caroli (Ryukyu mouse)
Lineage: Eukaryota; Metazoa; Chordata; Mammalia; Rodentia; Muridae
Source: RefSeq, a predicted model, not a curated record